AUGCCAAAAUACAACGAUAACGUUCAAAUGUUGGGUAUAUCACAUUCUGGUGUAAGAUUAAUUAAACGAACGCGAACAUCAACAACAGAUACACUACAAGUGAUUGAAACAUUUCUUCUUGAAGAAAUUCUACAUGUAUCAAAUGUUCGUGUUCAUACCAUUGAUAUUCGGAUACCGGGAAAACGAAUUACAUUACAUUCACAUAGAGCAAGAAAAAUUAAACAAAUGAUUGAAAUAUUUUCUAAAGAAACGGGACAGAUAUCUUGUUUUGCUCGAGCCAUUCGAGAUCAUCAUUCACGACUAUCACAGCCUGAUUGUCUCACCUUUCGUACAGGAGAUGUUAUUAAAAUAUCAAAACUACGACCAAUGCCCGAUGGCUGGCUCUACGGUGCAAUUGAUAAUCGAGAAGGUCAUGUGCCUGUUGAUCAUGUUCGUAUUAUCUCUCAACAAGAACUUUGUAAAAAACAUGGCAAAACAUCUCCAUUAACAAGUAGUGAUCCUUUAAAAUCAUCCAGUUUAGGUAGUCUAAGUGGUAGUCGAACAUUUAGUGAAAUGAUCACAUCAGCAUCAAUGGAUAUAAAUAAUGAAUCUCGACCAACUCAUAGAGAUAUGUCUCCAGUUUGCACAUUGCCGGGAACAUAUUCAAUGAUGGAAUAUGCCCUACAAAAUUUCAAAAUACCACAUCGACGGAAAGGCAAAAAAAGUUGGAAAAAUUCAGAAUGGACAUGGAAUGAUUAUUCUGAUUUAAUUAAAUGGAGUAAAACACCGAUUCAAGCACCUUUACUUCGUCAAACAUCAAGUGAGAUGGCACGAACAGCUCGACAAUGUUUUAUCGCUAUUAUGCGUUUUAUGGGUGACCAUUCAAUGGGAAAAGGACAAUCAGAAAUUGAUUGCAUCUAUUAUCUGCUCAAAUUGACAAACAAUAAGAGUUCGAAAGCGGAUAGUUUAAAACGUGGUUGGUCAUUAUUGUCUGUUGUAACCAAUUAUUUCAUACCAAACGAAGCACUUCGACCAUAUGUAUUGAAAUAUAUCAACGAUAAUAUAACGAAUUCAAAUAAGGAGGCUCAAACAUGUUUAAAACACUAUAAUCAAACGAUUAAAUAUGGUGGUAGAAAAAAUGUUCCAAGCAAAUCGGAAAUUGAUGCUACAUCAAAUGGUCGAAAUUCAAAACGUCAGACUCUCUUGCUUCCAGGCGGUUUACCCAUAACAAUUCAGACUCAACCCUCUAUGGUCAUUGGCGAUUGCAUUAGUCAAGUAUGUGAUCGUUUAAAUAUAACAAAUCUAUUAGAACAAGAUGAAUACUCAAUUUAUGUUAUUAGUUCAGAACAUACAUCUCGUUUACUCAAUCCAACAGAAUAUAUAUUGGAUAUUCUAAGUGAAUGUUUAAGAACAAAUAUUGGAGAAUAUCAUUUUAUUGUUAAACGAUUGUUAUGGUAUUUUUUACCAUUAAAAUUUGAUAAUGAGUUAUUUAUCAAUUCAAUGUAUAAUCAAAUAAUGCCAGAUUAUCUUGAUGGAACAAUGAUUAUUGUACAAAAACAUGAAUUUACUGACGAAAGAGUGCAAGAAAUUUCAUUAUUGGCAGCACUGCAUCAUUAUACAUCAAAAAAAGUUGCAUUACCAUCCAUGAGAGAAGUCAAAUAUUUAUUGCCAACGGCAUUGCUGGCAUUGAAAAGUGUUCGACCACAAGAUUGGACAAGUUAUGUUCAUCAAAAAUUCAAAACAAUAGAAUCACUGUCAAUCUUGGAAGCUAAAAUCAAAGUCUUAACUAUUUUACAAACGUGGCCAUUAUUCGGUACAACGUUUUAUACCGUUCAAUAUAUUGAUCAUUUAUCCGUGUCAUCACCAUGUUUAAUUGGUAUUAGUAAAAAUGGUCUACUAUUUCUUGACAAAGAAACACAUGAAUCACUGUUUUCUAUUCCAUUCAAUGAUAUUAUAUCGAUUCGUCGACAUCAAAAUACUGUCGAUAUUAAAUAUGGAAGUUUAACACAACCAAAUUUAAUUCAAUGUCAAAUUGAUAAAGCUCAAGAUAUGGUUGCCCUAACCGGUCGUUAUCUAAGUUUAAUUGCUCAAAAUCGUCCAGAACGAAAGAAUGAUCAUAAAACAUAUAAUGAUCCUAUAAGUACAAUUUUAUAA
Messenger RNA from Didymodactylos carnosus, 2133 nucleotides. The record is from the annotation of a GenBank genome assembly. Lineage: Eukaryota; Metazoa; Rotifera; Eurotatoria; Philodinida; Philodinidae.